UGCAGCAUGCGGAAUUAUAAAAAGGUAUCAAAGAACGCCUGGCUGAAUGUGGAAUCCUGCUUCGUCUUUGUUGCAGAUACCAAUUGGGAACAGAAAACAUGACGACAGGAAUGGAGAAGCCCAGCACAAGGGUUAUCCAGGUGACGAAUAUCGCUCAGAACGCAACAGUUGAUCAAAUGAAAACUCUGUUUGGAUUUCUUGGUGAAAUCGAGGAGAUGCAUCUGUUUCCUGAGGAUCCAAUGAUUCAUCUUGGAACAGCUACGCGGGUUUGCUUUGUGAAGUUCACAGAUCCCUCCAGUGUUCAUGUGGCUCAGCAUCUCACAAACACAGUCUUCAUUGACAGAGCACUGAUAGUUGUACCAGUUCAGGAUGGAACAAUACCAGAUGAGUCUAAAGCAGUUCAACUGGCAGCACCUGCCAGUGCAGUUGCUGGAGGUUUUACGGGAUCAUCAGGAGGAUUACUCCCCACCCCACCCAUGCCAGCACAGGUUCCAAUUGUUCCAGGAGUAGUUUCUACAGUUAUUCCUGGGCUUGCCACAGCUCUAACUGUACCUGCUCCAUUACCACCUCCACCUCCCCUUAAUAAUGUGGACCCUAGCAAAAUUGAUGAAAUUAGAAGAACUGUUUAUGUUGGAAACUUGGAUACCACGCUGUCUGCAGAACAACUCAUGGCGUUCUUCUCAGGCUGUGGUGAGAUCCGAUAUGUGAGAAUGUCUGGGGAUGAUACUCAACCCACCAGGUUUGCAUUUGUUGAGUUCUCAGAACCUAGUGCAGUGAACACAGCUUUGCAGUACAAUGGAGUGAUAUUUGGUGGCAGACCACUCAAAGUCAACCACUCAAAGAAUGCAAUCGUUAAGCCAGCUUCUAAAUCAUCAGAUAAAGACCGCAAAGAUAUCGAUAAGGCUAUGCGACGUGUUAAAGAAGCAUCCUCAAUUAUCGAAGAUGAGAUUGAUCCUGAUGAAAGGUCAAAGUCUCGCUCCAGAUCACCAUCCAGAAGAAGAUCUCAUUCAAGGUCCAGAAGAAGAAGGUCUCGAUCUGGGUCAAGCUCCCGUCGAAGAAGAAGAUCACGUACCCGCUCACCCUCAAGGGAUAGAUACAGGGACAGGCGUCGUUCAUCCCGUUCGACCUCAAGAAACAGAAAUUCUCGUCGUUCUCGAAGCAGGGAGAGAAGGAGAGGUAGGCGUUCAAGGUCUAGAGAGCGACGUUCUAGGUCACGAGAGCAGUCACGUGGCAGGUCUAAAGAAAGGAAGAGAACUGAUUCUCGUGAAAGAUCAGUGUCAAAAGAAAAGAAAGCACCAAAGGAAAAAGCAGAGGCUGUUGAUAAACCUGAGAGUUCGAAGGAGAAAAGCCGAGAGAAAUCAGAAGAGAGGAGUGAAAAAACUAGAUCAAAAGACAAAGAGAAAACAAGAGAAACAGAAAAAGAAAGAGAACGAAGAAAGGAAAAAGAACGACAGAGAGAAAAAGAGAAGCAAAGGGAAAAAGAGCGUGAAAGGGACAAAGAAAAGGAAAAAGAAAGGCAGAAAGAACGCGAGAAAGAGCGAGAGAAAGAGAAAGAGAAAGAAAGAGCAAGGGAACGAGAAAGGGAAAGGUCAAAAAGUCAGUCUAUCUCACCAUCUCCAAAGAGAAGCUCUUCAAAAACUCAUCAUAAAAAGAAAAAAGAGCGAAAAGUGAGGGAGAAAAAGUACAGCAGCUCUCAAAGUGCUGAAGAGGAAAGUGACAAGGAAAGAGCUUAUCCAGCAGAUAGUGAUCAAGGAAGGGAGAGAGAGAAAAGAAGUAAAAGACAUGGCAGUACAGAAGCAAAAGAUAGUGAAGGUUCUGAUUAUGAUAGGAGCAAGAAGAAAAGAAAAAAACAUUCAGAGGAACAAGAAGAAGAUGAGAAUCCAUCAGAUGGUGAAAGGAGAGGUGAGAGAGAAGAUAGCUCAAGCCGACGUUCUAAGAAAAAGUCGAGGAGCUAUAAGAAGAAGCCUGUCAGCGCGGGUGACUAUGACAGUGAUACUAACUAAUUGGCGUGCUCCAAUCGGACACUAUACUGGGGUUGGAGUUUGUACUUUUCUCUCUGCUCAAAAAAGAUCUUUUUUACAAUUCAUGUAACUUUCAUCAGAACCCCAGCCUGUAAUCAAGUACAUUUUGCAUUUUUCAAAUCAGAGGUCACAAAGUUCAAUCAUACACCAUUCUAUUGCCUUAUUGAUUUAAUCAUCUGGUUUAACAAAAGAGUUCUUGUCCAGCAGGCUCUUGACUCUCUUCUGUGGUGUUAUGAUGUGUAUGACAAACAAAAAUAGCUGCUAGAUUGUCAUUCAACAAUGGCUAAUAGCCAUUAAACACUUACUAGGCCAUAAGUAAGGGUUUUCUUGUUUUACAUCUCUUUGCCAACAAAAACUCCUGUUGUACUACUAGUCAUCCACUUUUUUGCUGAAUGCUUUUAUUUGUAAAUUUUGUCUAUGUUUAUUAAAGUGUUUAUUUGUUUAUGGUA
This is a messenger RNA of Stylophora pistillata, 2470 nucleotides long. RefSeq lists its product as uncharacterized. Gene Ontology annotation, cellular component: nucleoplasm; nucleus. Gene Ontology annotation, biological process: regulation of alternative mRNA splicing, via spliceosome. Gene Ontology annotation, molecular function: single-stranded RNA binding. The record is from RefSeq and is a predicted model, not a curated record. NCBI's taxonomy places the organism in Eukaryota, Metazoa, Cnidaria, Anthozoa, Scleractinia, Pocilloporidae.